AUGAAAGCAAAGGAAGAAGAAAAGGUCAUGCUCCAGAUCGACGCGAUCAAAGCAGCGGAUGAAGCAGCCAAGCGCCACGAAACACUUGUUGCCAUCGUGAGCGAGGGAAAACUGUGGCCGACCUCCACUGGACAGUUCAAAACGGCCUUCACCAAGAUGAAGCAAGAGCUUGGUCUCGAAGACCUCGAGUACGGUGAGGUCUACAUGGCCUUCAGUGAUGCCAUGCAACUCAACAUGAGCGAGCAGAAGAAGGCAGAAGCAGCGACAGCGAUCGACGAGCUCAAGCGAGGUCGAAGGCCUCACGCAAAGUCGAUCUUUGAAACUGUUCACGCUGUCAUGUUCUCAGAAUAA
This is a messenger RNA of Oikopleura dioica, 351 nucleotides long. NCBI's taxonomy places the organism in Eukaryota, Metazoa, Chordata, Appendicularia, Copelata, Oikopleuridae. The record is from the annotation of a GenBank genome assembly.